Molecule: messenger RNA, 2133 nt
Organism: Dromiciops gliroides (monito del monte)
Lineage: Eukaryota; Metazoa; Chordata; Mammalia; Microbiotheria; Microbiotheriidae
Gene: MEN1
Product: menin 1
Exons: 10
Coding region: 14-1921 (635 amino acids)
Biological process (GO): negative regulation of cell population proliferation; negative regulation of cell cycle; regulation of transcription by RNA polymerase II
Cellular component (GO): chromatin; nucleus; histone methyltransferase complex
Molecular function (GO): chromatin binding; transcription cis-regulatory region binding; Y-form DNA binding
Source: RefSeq, a predicted model, not a curated record
UCCAUCUCCCUACAUGCUCCACGUGGGUGUUGGGCGGAGCGGACUCCAUCUCCCGGCGUGCUCCGGGCCCCGCGGGCUCCUGGGCAAGCUCCUUGUGUGGGAUGUACGAGCGGAGGCCAGCAUGGGGCUGAAGGCUGCCCAGAAGAACCUGUUCCCUCUGCGGUCCAUCGAUGACGUGGUGAGGCUCUUUGCCGCUGAGCUGAACCGGGAGGAGCCCGACCUGGUGCUGCUGUCCCUGGUGCUGGGUUUCGUGGAGCACUUCUUAGCAGUCAACCGCGUGAUCCCCACCAAUGUGCCCGAGCUCACCUUCCAGCCCAGCCCUGCCCCCGACCCCCCGGGCGGCCUCACCUACUUCCCCGUGGCUGACCUCUCCAUCAUCGCGGCCCUCUACGCCCGCUUCACGGCCCAGAUCCGAGGUGCGGUGGACCUGUCCCUCUACCCCCGGGAGGGGGGUGUUUCCAGCCGAGAGCUGGUGAAGAAGGUCUCUGAUGUCAUCUGGAACAGCCUCAGCCGUUCCUACUUCAAGGACCGCGCUCACAUCCAGUCCCUUUUCAGCUUCAUCACAGGCACCAAGCUGGACAGCUCUGGUGUGGCAUUUGCAGUGGUGGGAGCCUGCCAGGCUCUGGGCCUCCGAGAUGUCCACCUGGCCCUGUCUGAGGACCACGCCUGGGUUGUGUUUGGCCCCGACGGAGAGCAGACGGCUGAGGUCACGUGGCACGGCAAAGGAAACGAGGACCGACGGGGACAGACCGUGAACGCCGGCGUGGCUGAGCGAAGCUGGUUGUACCUAAAGGGCUCCUAUUUGCGCUGUGACCGAAAGAUGGAGGUGGCCUUCAUGGUGUGUGCCAUCAACCCCUCCAUUGACCUGCACACGGACUCUCUGGAGCUGCUGCAGCUGCAGCAGAAACUCCUCUGGUUGCUUUAUGACUUGGGACACUUGGAAAGGUACCCAAUGGCUCUGGGUAACCUGGCAGACCUGGAGGAGCUAGAGCCAACACCUGGCCGGCCGGAUCCCCUCACCAUCUACCAUAAGGGCAUUGCCUCUGCCAAGACCUACUAUCAGGAUGAGCACAUCUACCCCUACAUGUACCUGGCUGGUUACCACUGCCGGAACCGCAAUGUCCGCGAAGCUCUACAAGCCUGGGCAGACACAGCCACCGUCAUCCAGGACUACAAUUACUGUCGGGAGGAUGAGGAAAUCUACAAGGAAUUCUUUGAAGUGGCUAAUGAUGUGGUCCCCAACUUGCUGAAGGAGGCCGCCGCCCUGGCAGAGACCGGUGACGAUCGGGCCGGAGAACACGCUCAGGGCUCCACAGCCCAGGGUUCAGCCUUGCAGGACCCCGAGUGCUUCGCCCACCUCCUACGCUUCUAUGAUGGCAUUUGCAAGUGGGAGGAGGGCAGCCCCACACCCGUGCUGCACGUGGGCUGGGCCACCUUCCUGGUGCAGUCUUUGGGGCGCUUCGAGGGCCAGGUCCGGCAGAAGGUCCGCAUCGUGAGCCGGGAGGCAGAGACCGCAGAGACUGAGGAGCCAUGGGGCGAGGAAGCCCGGGAAGGCCGCAGGAGGGGGCCCCGGCGAGAGUCCAAGCCUGAGGAGCCCCCACCCCCCAAGAAAGUGGCCCUAGACAAGAGCAUCCCCAGGAGGCCUGGUGUGGCCCCAGGGGCUCCCAAGGGCCCCGAGGGGGCAGGCCCUGUCCCAGCCCCAGCCCCCCCAGCCUCCCCACCCCCUGAGGGCCCCGUGCUCACCUUCCAGAGUGAGAAGAUGAAAGGCAUGAAGGAAUUGCUGGUGGCCACCAAGAUCAACUCCAGUGCCAUUAAACUGCAGCUCACUGCGCAGUCCCAAGUACAAAUGAAGAAGCAGAAGGUGUCAGCGACCAGCGACUACACCCUGUCCUUCCUCAAGAGGCAGCGCAAGGGGCUCUGAGGGGCCUCCGGGGCCUGUAGCCCAUCCCCCCCCCCAGCGCCCACACCCCCAGGCCCUGCCCUGGUCCUGGCCUAGGGCCAGCCUGGGAUCCUGGAGGAAGCCCUGCCCGCCUGGCCAGCCGAGGGGCUGGGAGCUGCUUAACCCUUUCCUGCUUGUUUGUACAUAGAUUUAUUUUUCAGUCUCUAGGAGAUGAAUAAAUUUUUGUAACAAAA